AUGAACAGACUUCUGCAUAUGGCGCCUGUCAUGCGUAAUGCCCCAACAUUUCGAGGGAGUCUUGACUAUGAUGUUCACGGAAAAAAUUGUGCAGACAUCUUCUGUGUCCUGCCACAAUGCGUGAACUUUAAGUUGCAAACCAGGCAUGUCAGCACAUCUCGAAAAGACAAACCUGACAGUCAGGCCGGUGGGGCUUCGGCUGACACGACUGCGAACAUCUUGCAGAACAGUAGUAAUGAUAACAAUGUAGCGUCCUCAGGUCGAACCAUUCUGGAUCAUGAUGCAGAGAAACAGCUCCUGGAUGAAUUAGAAGAGUAUGAGAGGUUUUUGGAACGACAGGUAGCUGAUAUGGCCCCACAGCCUGGUUUCAGUGGUCGUUUUGGGAUUGAAAAGCAGACGACCUCGUUUCCCCUUUACAACCCAAAAGAGGAUUGUCAAGUUCCUCGACAGACAGAUUCGUUGCACUGUUACAGCCCAAAAAGGGAUGGCCAGACUCCCGGCGAGACAGCGAGAAACCAUCAACCUUAUUCCCGCGAUUACGACGCAAAAUUUGAGGGGAGGAGAUCUACCUUUAUGAAACCUUCUCAUUCCGCGGUUAGGCUGAAUAAGGAAUCUGACGAAGAUCCUUUCUUUCCAAGUUUCUAUGAGCAGUUUGCAUCAACAGAUCAAUUUACUGUUCCAGUAAAAAGGUCAGGGGACAUUCAUGCUGCUAAACGCACGCGGAAAGAUUCCUCUAUGACGAAAACCAUGCCAAUACCAGCCACCAUCGUGCGGGAGAAGACUGCUUGCCACUUCUCGAGCGCCUCAGAGCAAUUUCUUGGUACACAUUCCGACCCUAGCCGAAUGGUGUUUGGAAUCCUCGCGCAGAUAUUGCAUAUGUUUGAAAAACCCAUGUCUGCUGAAGCUGAAACAUUUUUUGUCCAUGUUCUUCAAAAGGCACUCAGAGAGAUACAGAAUGUAACGUCACGAGAGAGCAUCAAGUGA
Molecule: messenger RNA, 984 nt
Organism: Pocillopora meandrina
Lineage: Eukaryota; Metazoa; Cnidaria; Anthozoa; Scleractinia; Pocilloporidae
Source: the annotation of a GenBank genome assembly